AUGCAUUCGGACGAGAAACUCGCCCAGCUUGGGAACGCGGAUCCGCGAGAGCUGUCGCAGCCCUCACCGUCACCUGCGUCCUCGCAUCACCAUCGGCUGUCACUUUCCACAUCGCCUCCUCUCCACCACCUACCCCACACGGUAUCACGCACAUACAUCAUGUUCCGCCAGGCGCUAUCCACAUCCGCACGUCCUGCUGCACGAGGCGCCGCCCUGCAGCGCGGCACUGCCGCCCAGGCUCGCUUCGCUUCGGGAGGCUCGUCUUACAACCAGCCCACCGGUUACCUCUUCGGAGAGAAGGUCCCCAAGGGCCAGAAGAGGCAGAAGGAGAACUGGGAGAACAUGUGGUACUUUGGCAUGUUCGGCGGCAUGGCUUUCGCCGCUGUAGCUCUUAUGUACAAGCCCGACACCAGCAUUCAAACUUGGGCCAUGGCCGAGGCGAAAAAGCGUCUGGAAGCCUCGGGAGACGAAUGGCAGUACAAGCCCUCGCCAAACUCGGGCCACCCGAACGGCGUAUAG
Molecule: messenger RNA, 519 nt
Organism: Moesziomyces antarcticus
Lineage: Eukaryota; Fungi; Basidiomycota; Ustilaginomycetes; Ustilaginales; Ustilaginaceae
Product: NADH dehydrogenase 1 beta subcomplex
Exons: 4
Coding region: 1-519 (172 amino acids)
Source: RefSeq, a predicted model, not a curated record